This is a messenger RNA of Aureobasidium uvarum, 915 nucleotides long. The record is from the annotation of a GenBank genome assembly. Lineage: Eukaryota; Fungi; Ascomycota; Dothideomycetes; Dothideales; Saccotheciaceae.
AUGAACAACCAGCGUGUCAUUUCUUGCGAGACUCCUGCUCACGAUCAUGUCGAGCGCUGUGGCUAUCUAUUUGGAUGGCCCAUCAACCACUCGAUGUCGCCCUUGAUGCACAAGACCAUCUUUGGCGAGAUUGGGUACGACUGGGAGCAAUUCUUCUUACCAUCAACCGACAUGUCAAUGUUUCUUUCAUUGGUUCGCGAGGUCAAAUUCUUCGUGGCCAUUAUGAAGCACGUUGAUGAGCUUACGCAAGAAGGUCGUGAAGUCGGCGCUGUCAACACAUUAUACCUGCGCAAGAACGGCGAUAAGACAAUCCUCGUCGGCACAAACACAGAUGUUAUUGGUAUCCGUGAGGCCUUCUACCAAAAUAUCUCGAACCCGGAUGAGAUCUUCCAUGGCAAACCUGGUAUGGUCAUUGGAGGUGGUGGUGCUGCUCGCAGCGCUGUCUAUGCACUGAAGAAGUUCAUGAAGUGCAGCAAGGUGUACAUUGUCAACCGUGACAAAGCCGAGGUGGAUGCUGUGGUAUCAUGGUGUUCGGAACAGGGCUAUGGUGAUGGUGUUAUGCACGCUGGGACUGUUGAGCAAGCACAGGAACUCGAAGGACCUGGUGCUAUAGUCUCCUGCGUACCCGACUUUCCUCCUGUCACCGAAACUGAGAAGACCGCUCGCCAAGUUAUGGAAGUGUUCUUGGGAAAACCCCACAAGGGUGCCAUCCUGGAGAUGUGUUACCACCCGAAGACUUGGACCCAGAUCGCUGAGAUCUCUCAAAAUGCUGGCUGGAACGUCAUUUUGGGCACAGAAGCUAUGAUUUACCAAGGUCUGGAGCAAUCGAUGUACUGGACUGGAAAGACUUUGGAUCAGCUGCCAGUUGCAAAGGUCAAGGAGGUAAUCGCAGCGCAGUUGAAGCAAGGUCAUUGA